AAAUGUUUUUAAAGAUUAUUUUACUGGCUAUAAAUAUCAAUAUUGUAUUGUCCUUAACGGAUCAAGAUAUACAUUUAAGGAAUCAUGUUGAUGUCAACAGUUUUAUUUUGGAAAAUAUAGCAACUGGCAAACACACUCCGCCUGCAGAAAAAGAUCCUGAAUUUUGGCGUAACUUGGCUCAAAGAGAGUUAGCUAUGCGUUUGAGUAGGGUGCCGAAUUACAAUCUGGCUAAAAAUAUUAUAUUCUUUUUGGGUGAUGGCAUGUCGUUAACAACAGUGAUGGCUGCACGAAUACGAAAGGGCCAAUUGAAGGGUAAUACGGGAGAAGAGGAUGCUUUGAGUUUUGAAAAGUUUCCUUGGAUUGGUUUGAGUAAGACCUACUGUUCUAAUGCUCAGGUACCCGAUUCCGCCUGCACUGCCACCGCUUACUUGUGCGGUGUAAAGGCCAACAUCAUGACAAUUGGUGUGUCAGCCAAUGUAGAGUACAAUAAUUGUUCCAUGAGCAUGGAUCCCAAAAACCAUGUUAGUUCUCUAGCCGAUUGGGCCCAGAAAGCUGGUAAGUCCACAGGCUUUAUAACCACCACCACUCUAACCCAUGCCAGUCCCUCGGGUAUGUAUGCCCAUACGGCUAAUCGUUUCUGGGAAUGUGAUGCUGAUGUUUUGGCUGCCCAACAAGAUCCAUCCAUCUGUAUGGACAUGGCUCAACAGCUUAUUAAACAAACACCAGGUCGUAAUCUAGAUGUAAUGAUGGGUGGUGGUAUGGGAAAAUUUUUACCCAACACUAUGAACGAUGCCCAUGGAAAUAAAGGAGAACGCAAAGAUGGCCGAAACUUAUUGUCUCUGUGGAAAGAUAUGCAUCCAAAAGGAGCUUUAGUCACCAAUCUUAGUGAAUUAUUAAAUUUAAAUGUAAAUGAGACAGAUAAAAUUAUGGGUAUAUUUGCCUCAAAGGCAAUGGAUUUUCAUGCCCAUGCCGAUAAUACCAAACAACCCCGAUUGGUGGAAAUGACAGAGGUGGCUCUCAAGUUCUUAAAACAAAAGAAUAAUAAGGGUUAUGUGAUUUUCAUCGAAGGCGGCUUAAUAGAUUACGGCAAUCAUUUCAAUAAACCUGGUCUGAGUACUGAUGAAACUUUGGAAUUUGAAAAGGCCAUAGAAUUGGCUCUCAAUAUAACCGAUCCCGAAGAAACUCUAAUUGUGGUAACAUCCGAUCAUGCUCAUCCCUUGAGUAUAGCCGGUUAUCCGGGUCGAGGUACCCCUAUUUUGGGAGUCAAUCAACAUGAUGUUGAUAGUAAUGGCAGGAAAUAUGCCACCUUAAAUUAUGCUGUGGGACCCGAGCAGUAUUUGGAUGAGCACGGUAAAUCUUUGGAUUUGGAGGGUUUAAUAGGUGAUAUAGAUUCUACUCAUCCCAGCCAAAUACCCAGCAUUAUAGGUGUUCAUGCUGGCGAUGAUGUGGGUAUUUAUGCCUCGGGUCCUUUUGCUCAUUUAUUUGGUGCUGUGAUUCAGCAAAAUUCCAUACCACAUUUCAUGGCCUAUGCUGCUGGCAUUGGAGAGCGAGCUUUCGAGUGGAAAAAGUAGGAAUCAUUGAUUUUUGUUGUAAUGAAAUUUGUCGUUUGAUUUAUUAUGUAAUCUAACCAAUAUAAAAUAUUCUUAACCAA
Calliphora vicina (urban bluebottle blowfly) is the source of this 1651-nucleotide messenger RNA. RefSeq names its product membrane-bound alkaline phosphatase-like. The coding region runs from base 3 to 1571 and encodes 522 amino acids. Gene Ontology annotation, biological process: dephosphorylation. The record is from RefSeq and is a predicted model, not a curated record. NCBI's taxonomy places the organism in Eukaryota, Metazoa, Arthropoda, Insecta, Diptera, Calliphoridae. The transcript is spliced from 3 exons. Gene Ontology annotation, molecular function: alkaline phosphatase activity.